Messenger RNA from Lathyrus oleraceus (garden pea), 714 nucleotides. RefSeq lists its product as uncharacterized. Gene Ontology annotation, molecular function: RNA-DNA hybrid ribonuclease activity; nucleic acid binding. NCBI's taxonomy places the organism in Eukaryota, Viridiplantae, Streptophyta, Magnoliopsida, Fabales, Fabaceae. The coding region runs from base 1 to 714 and encodes 237 amino acids. The transcript is spliced from 2 exons. The record is from RefSeq and is a predicted model, not a curated record.
AUGGCGAUCAAAAUCAAAGAGAAAAUGCAAAAGAAGAUUGAUGCAAGUUUCCUUAUCACAUCAGAGUAUCCGCAGUGGUUGGCCAAAAUUGUGCCAGUUCCCAAGAAGGACGGGAAGAUCCUCUUGUCCGAAUAUGACAAUGAGUAUCACACCCUGAAAGUUAUCAAAGGAAGUGUCUUGGUCGAUCAUUUAGCUCAUCAGCCAAUCGACGAUUAUGAGUCUAUAAAUUUUGAAUUCCCAUAUGAAGAUGUGAUGUACUUAAAAGCCAAAGAUUACAAUGAACCACUGCCAAAUGAAGGGCCAGAGCCAGGUUCUCAAUGGGGUUUAAUAUUUGAUGGAGCAGUUAAUGUGUAUGGUAAUGGUAUUGGGGCAGUAAUCAUCACUUCUCAUGGCUCACAUGUCCCUUUUACUCCAAGAUUAACAUUCAAGUUAACGAACAACAUGGCGGAAUACGAAGCUUGCAUCAUGGGUCUAGAAGAAGCCAUUGAUCUUAGAAUAAAAAAUCUUGAUGUUUAUGGAGACUCAGCUCUAGUUGUCAAUCAAAUUAAAGGAGAAUGGGAAACUCUUCAACCUGGCCUAAUCCCAUACAAAGACUAUGCAAGGAGGUUAUCUACUUUCUUCAACAAGAUUGAAUUUCAUCACAUCCCUCGUGAGGAAAAUCAAAUGGAAGAUGCCUUGGCAACUUUGGCUUCCAUGGUCAUUGUUAAUCAUUAG